Molecule: messenger RNA, 1884 nt
Organism: Canariomyces notabilis
Lineage: Eukaryota; Fungi; Ascomycota; Sordariomycetes; Sordariales; Chaetomiaceae
Exons: 3
Coding region: 1-1884 (627 amino acids)
Biological process (GO): protein import into nucleus; RNA export from nucleus
Cellular component (GO): nuclear pore central transport channel; nuclear pore
Molecular function (GO): structural constituent of nuclear pore; phospholipid binding
Source: RefSeq, a predicted model, not a curated record
AUGGCCUUCAACUUCAGCACACCUUCUUCAAGCGCCGCUUCGGGCCAAGCGACCACAUCUACGACUGCCCCGGCCACAGGUGCUACGAGUACGCCGACGAGUGCGCCCGCAACCAGCACACCGUUAUUCGGCCAGACAACGAGUGCUUCUUCCGGAGGAAGCUUGUUUGGCGGCGCCAGCAAACCAGCAGGAGGGAACAUUUUUGGUGGUACCUCGACACCAGCGGCAGGGGCGAACGCAUCCUCCACGCCUACGUCAACCAAUCUGUUUGGCAGUCAACCCGCUACCACUGCCGCGCCCGCUGCUGGCACACAGGGAACUACAACAGGUGCCUUGUUCGGAUCUGCGGCUAGUGCGCCUCAGUCUGGAUCAGCCACGCCGGCGACGGGUGGUGGCUUGUUUCAAAACACUGGCACUUCUUUGUUCGGCAACCAAGCAACUCCUGCGAAGCCCUCAUUUGGAGGGUUUGGAUCCACGACACCGGCAGGGGCGCCUCCAGCCGAUGCGUCUAAAUCUGCUGGGUCCAAUCUGUUUGGGGGCGGUGGAGCUUCGUCAAGUACUUCUGGGAGCUUGUUCGGCCAAUCUACGACUCCAGCUUCCACCACCACUCAAUCACAAACCGGGACUGGCGCGACGACCGGAUCAGGCAACAUCUUCCAAGCUAACACUGCUCAGACGCCUGCUACGGGAGGUUUGUUCAGCAACGCCCAACCUGCUACUUCCACACCCAGCUCUAGUGCGCCUUCCGCAGCCACCCCGGCUACAGGCCAGCAGUCGCUCUUUGGCAGUGCGCCUACCACGUCCUCUCCGGCAGCGUCGAGUUCGACUGCACCCAAGCCUCUGUUUGGAAAUGCCCCUGCAAACACAACCGCGGCAUCUACACCUAGCUUGUUCUCGUCAACAACUCCCGCCACCACAGCAGCCACUGGCUCCACAACGGCGGCCGGUUCCUUGUUUAAUCUGAAGCCGUCGACCACUGGUGCAUCGGCCACCCCAAGUACCACCGCUGCGGCACCGAGCCUGUUUGCGUCGCAGACUGCUUCGACCGCUGCACCGGCUACCACCAGUACGACGACCGCUGGCAGCACUACCGCCCCCGCAAUUUCCGCCCCUGCAGCCACCACUGGGACUAAACCGGCCGACGCCACGGCAGCUCCGGCUUCGCAGAACGCGAAGCCCGCAGGUGGCGCCUCACUGUCGGCUUCCACAAUGGGGCCGCCAUCUCAACUACCCCGGCUCAAGAACAAGACAAUGGACGAGAUCAUCACGCGGUGGGCGACCGACCUGUCAAAGUACCAGAAAGAGUUCAAGGAACAAGCGUCCAAGGUCGCUGAAUGGGACCGAAUGCUGGUCGAGAACGGUGAGAAGAUUCAGAAGCUUUAUUCGAGCACCUACGAGGCCGAGAGAGCGAGCAAUGAGAUUGAACGCCAGAUCUCCAACGUGGAGAGCCAGCAGGAGGAGCUCUCAUUGUGGCUGGACCGGUACGAGCAGGAUCUGAACGAACUCUACGCCAAGCAGGUAGGCGCCAAUGAGCAGGUGGCCGGCCCGGACCAGGAACGUGAACGCACGUACAAGCUUGCCGAGAAACUGACGGACCGCCUCGAUGACAUGGGCAAGGACCUCACCAAAAUGAUCAAGGAGAUCAAUGACAUGUCGAGCACCCUGAGCAAGGGCGGCAAGGCCGACGAUCCGCUGACGCAGAUUGUCCGCGUCCUGAACGGGCAUCUGGCCCAAUUGCAGUGGAUCGACUCGAAUACCACUGCACUCCAGGCCAAGGUAGCGGCGGCUCAGAAGGCGAGUGGCGCCAUGGGUGCAAAUGUCACGGCUCAGGAAUCGGAUGCUGCGGAGAGCUUUUACCGGUCCUACCGGGGCUCGUACAAGUGA